Messenger RNA from Staurois parvus, 715 nucleotides. Lineage: Eukaryota; Metazoa; Chordata; Amphibia; Anura; Ranidae. The record is from the annotation of a GenBank genome assembly.
AUACACUAUAUUGCUAAACGUAUUGGUCCUCGCCCCCCAAAUCAUGUGAUUCAGGUGUUCCAAUCCCCUCCAUGGACACAGGUGUAUACAAUCAAGCCCCUAGGCAUGCAGACUGCUUCUACAAACAUUGGUGAAAGAACGGGUCGCUCUCAGGAGCUCAGUGACUCCAAGCGUGGUCCCGUGAUAGCGUGGUCCCGUGAUAGGUGGCCACCUGGGCAAUAAGUCCAUCCGUGACAUUUCCUGGCUACGAAAUAUUCCACGCUCAACUGUUAGUGGGAUUAUAACAAAGUGGAAGCAACUGGGAACAACAGCCACUCAGCCACCAAGUGGUAGGCCACGUCACAUGACAGGGCGGGGUCAGCGCAUGCUGAAGCGCACAGUGCGCAGAAGUCGCCAACUGUCUGCAGAGUCAAUAGCUAAAGACCUCCAAACUUGGUGUGGCCUUCAGAUGAGCCCAACAACAGGGCAUAGAGAGCUUCAUGGAAUGGGUUUCCAUGGCCGAGCAGCUGCAUCCAAGCCUUCCAUCACCCAGUGCAAUGUAAAGCGUCGGAUGCCGUGGUGUAAAGCACGCCGCCACUGGACUCUAGAGCAGUGGAAACGUGUUCUCUGGAGUGACCAAUCACGCUUUUCUGUCUGGCAAUCCGGUGGAUGUGUCUGGGUUUGGCGGUUGCCAGGAGAACGGUACUUGUCUGACUGCAUUGUGCCAAGUGUAAAG